UCGUUACAUGGCUGGCUGAUUUUUGAAGGCGUCUGAGGAAGAAGAAGAAGAAGAAGAAGAAGAAGAAGAAGAAGAAGAAGAAGAAGAGAAAGAAGACGCACGCACAACCAGCCAGCACAACCCUCAACCCCCCAACCCAACUCAGCCACUAUCAGUAUCUCCCUCCCACCACCCCACAAGCCAGCACCCCCGUCACCAUGUCAAACACGCACGAGCACAAAACCUACACACGCGCACGCGCACGCACUCUCAUCUCACCCAUCCCACUUCACACACGUAAUCCCGUACCCCGCACACUCACUCAGUCGGCGCAGAAACGCAAAAAAGGAAAACAAAAAAGAAAACGAAAGCAAAGCAAAAAGAAAAAAAAAAUCUUCACCCUGUGCGACAGUGGAAGCAGAGCGGGACUCGCGUUGCGCUACCACUGCGGCUGUGGACCUGUGGUCCUGCGGCUCGCCAUGCGUUCUCGUCUGCGAGGAGCUGCGCGCUGCAUGUGUACGCGUUGUGUACUGCGUUGUGUACUGCGUUGUGUACUGCGUUAUGUACUGUGUUGUGCGUUGGGCUGCGCUGCGCCGUCGAUGCGGGAUGCGGGAGGCGGGGUGGAUCUUGGUGCGCGAAUGGAGGGGAGGGGAGUGGAGUGGAGGGAAGGGAAGCGGAGGGGGUAGGGUGUUGUGUAGAUGGAUGGAUAUGUGCUUUGCGACUGGCAAGGAAUUAAAAAAUAAAUAAAUAAAUAAAAAAUAACUUUUUCUCGUGCAUAAACAAAC
Messenger RNA from Aplosporella prunicola CBS 121167, 764 nucleotides. RefSeq lists its product as uncharacterized. NCBI's taxonomy places the organism in Eukaryota, Fungi, Ascomycota, Dothideomycetes, Botryosphaeriales, Aplosporellaceae. The transcript has a single exon. Bases 198 to 665 code for a protein of 155 amino acids. The record is from RefSeq and is a predicted model, not a curated record.